GUGUGAAACCCUCGCCAGUGCAUCACAGCUGAAGGUUGCAAUCAUGCCUGCCUCCAAGGGAUCCCGUUCUUCUUCCAAGAAGGCCAAGAAGGGAGGUGGAGGAGGAAGCAAUGUCUUCGACAUGUUCACCCAGAAGCAGGUGGCUGAGUUCAAGGAGGGCUUCCAGAUAAUGGACCACGACCGCGAUGGCAUCAUCGGCAAGACUGACCUCCGCGCCACCUUCGACGAAAUCGGCCGCAUGUGCGCCGAGUCUGAGCUCGACGAGAUGUUGGCUGAUGCCCCCGGCCCCAUCAACUUCACCACCCUCCUCCACAUGUUCGCCUCCAGGUCCUCCGGCGAGUCUGAUGAUGACGAUGUCGUCGCCGCUUCCAUCCGCGCCUUCGAGAAGGAGCCCGGCAAGAUCGACGCCGAGCAGUUCAAGUCCAUGCUCAUGGCCUUCGGUGACAAGUUCACCAAGGAGGAGGUCGCUGCCGCCUUCGACAUCAUGGAAUACGACGAGGACUCCGGCAUCAUCGACUCCGACGCCCUCGUCGGCAUGCUGUGCGCCAGCUCCGGCAAGGAGGAGGAGGCCGCCGCCUAAGUGCCACCAACCCCCUCUUCACAUCCCUACGCCCAUGCCCGAAGGAAAUGUGGGUGAGCAGCAGCGGAAGGUUUUUCUCGUACUCAAUCUCUUCAUGUGGAAAACAGGUUCAGGAUUUGCUACCUAUGGCUGUGACACUCAAGCUUUUCUUGGUCAACAACGACUGCUGGCCUCUGCUGCUGCUGCUGCUAUUGCUGCUGUUUCAUCGUCUCGUGGAUAUCUUCUUCGUUGUCUUCUCUUUCUCUGUCGCUCGCCUUCUCCGGUCAUCAUCAUCAUCGACAUCCACCCAUAUUUCUUUGCGGGCCAGCAGGAUAGACGGUGUUGGGGUGGCAGCGGGCUCUUUUACUCUUCCAGCUGCCGCUCUAUAUUGUGAUCCUGUCGCUACUUGACCCCCGUUUAUAUACAUAUAGAUAUAAAUAUAUUUAUAUAUCAGUGUGAAAGAGACCCUCGCCAACGGUGGCAUUGGAAAGAUACAAUAGUUACGCAGAGGUGAUCGUGCUGCGCCGUGUAGUCCCAUCCGAACACGAAGUGUCUCACCACCAUCAAUUGCCAUCAAUCAGAUUCUUCUUCUAGGUCGAAGUUGAAAAGCCAACUCGGGAGCGGUGUUCUGUUUCUGUGCAUUGCGUGAAUGUGAUCCAAACGAAAGAUGUAGCCGCCGUUGCCGACACCUGGAGGGCCCGCCGCUCCCGCCAUUCAUUCAGUGUGCCAUCUGGACAGUGAAAAUCAAGACGAUUUCAAAAGACUUUGUGACUAGAAGUGAAGCAUGAAAGUGCGGCUCCUACCCAGACACACAGACUACAACACGCAAAACACGAAUAUCUUGGUGUUGGGGAAACGUCUCAAGAUCAUCGAGGAACGUAAACAAAGAAGUGAAACAAGAAUAACAGUGAAGAAAGAAAAAUUGUGGCUGGCGACUUCUACGUCCUCAGGAGCCGUAGCCUCGUAGAAGGUCAACAAGAGGGGUGCUGUCGCCACGCCUCGUCAUGUGGAUGCACGCUCUUCCACAUCACAAAUAACAUGAAUUGUUUCUUUAUGUGAAACAUUGUAUUGGCAUCUUACAAGAUACAUACAAUAAAAUGUUUUACUAUAAAACCAAA
This is a messenger RNA of Macrobrachium nipponense, 1677 nucleotides long. Its product is annotated as myosin regulatory light chain 2-like. Gene Ontology annotation, molecular function: calcium ion binding; myosin heavy chain binding. Bases 44 to 580 code for a protein of 178 amino acids. The record is from RefSeq and is a predicted model, not a curated record. Gene Ontology annotation, cellular component: myosin II complex; cytoplasm. The transcript has a single exon. Gene Ontology annotation, biological process: post-embryonic development; locomotion. Lineage: Eukaryota; Metazoa; Arthropoda; Malacostraca; Decapoda; Palaemonidae.